Molecule: messenger RNA, 1110 nt
Organism: Aureobasidium vineae
Lineage: Eukaryota; Fungi; Ascomycota; Dothideomycetes; Dothideales; Saccotheciaceae
Source: the annotation of a GenBank genome assembly
AUGCAUAUCCCUUCUUUGGUCUCUGCCUCUGCUGCUCUCUCCAUUGGCGCUUCAGCACGCAGCUCCCUCUACGUCGACAAUGCUCCCGAUCACGUCCGCCCCUACGUCAUUGAACGAUACGCCAAUGCCCAAGCCGUCGCCGUCGGCCAGCAGAUCUACAGAUUCCCCGUCACUGGCGCGUCCUCUGGUGGUGCCUUUUCCAUCCUCAUGACAAGCUCUCCUGGCUCUGGUGCCUUGGGAGUCCUGCCCCAUAUCCACCGCACCCACUACGAAAACUUCUUUUGCAGCAAAGGACGAUUCCAGCUCUGGACGCAAAAGAACGGUGAUGAAGAGGCCAGAGUAAUGUUGCCUGGAGACUAUGGCGCUGUGCCCCAGAACACCACACAUACCUUCCAAGUCCUUGACCCCGACACAGAAAUGCUGGGAGUCAUCCAACCUGGUGGCUUUGAAGCGCUGUUUUUCGCUAUUGCGGAUUCAAACUAUACGUCCUCGACUUCGUCGCCUUAUGUGCCUUCCUCGGGCUCUGGAGCCACUGAUGCCGGUGCCGGCUCCUCGGCUUCCUUGAUCUCUGCUUUGGAGUCUUUUGAUGUGUUUGCCCAGCUGGACUUUUCUCCUCGUCGCGAUCUUGUCAACGGCAGUGCUCCUGCCAACGCAACUUGGCAUACUGGCAAAAACACACCUGCCUCUGACUCACACACGCCCUUUUACGUGGCCAAAAACCAAGGACCCAUGUACCUAAACUCCGAACACGGAUACCAAAUCAUCGCCCCUUUUAUCGCGUCCACCCAAUCUUCCGGCGCCUUUGCAGAAGGCACGAUUACCAUGUCCCGUCAUCUCUCCAACACCACAAUCCCUGUGAGAAAGUUUGCUCAACACAUGGCUUUUGAGGUUUUGGAAGGUGCGUUGCAAGUCAGCAUGCAAGGAGAAAAAGUGCAGUUGUUGCAGGGUGAUGUGGUGUUUGUUCCUGGCAACACUAGCUUUUCUUACUGGUCUGAGGUUGCGUUUACCAAGUUUUUGUAUGUUGGUGCUGGAGGUAAGGGAUUGGAUAAGGCCUUGAUGGAGAAGGCUGUUGAGUGGGAGUAUCCUACUUGGCCUACUUUUGCUGUUUGA